Durio zibethinus is the source of this 1019-nucleotide messenger RNA. NCBI's taxonomy places the organism in Eukaryota, Viridiplantae, Streptophyta, Magnoliopsida, Malvales, Malvaceae. The record is from RefSeq and is a predicted model, not a curated record.
ACCUUGAAAGCACAAAGCAGUUAAAAUUCCAACAUACAUUAAGUAUUUUAGGGGUGGACUGCUUUUCCCUUCCUCGGCGGCGGUGGGUGGGGUGGCUUUUUCCUUUUUUGCGGCUCUCUCCCUUCGUCUGUCUCUUAUCCUUUGACCCAUCUCAAGAAACCAAACUUCUGCUGCUUCUUACCCAUUCCUUUUGGUAGACUGCAACCAUGGUUAGCGGUUCCAUAAUUCCUUCAGAGAGCAAAAGAUAUUUUUGAUAUUCAAGUUAGCACUUAUCAAUCGAGGUUCAAGAUAACCACAAAGCUUCAACACCAGAGAUGAAUUCUGAGGAGAAAACUCUUGUUGAAAUCAUAGAUGAGAAUAAACAGAUUGACCUUGCCAAGUAUAUAAACUACGUCAGUGCCCCUCAGGCUGGUGCCAUAGCAACAUUUUCAGGCACGACACGUGACACUUUUGAAGGAAAAACAGUAGUGGAGCUAAGAUAUGAAGCAUAUGUACCAAUGGCAGUUCGAAACCUCAAGUCCAUCUGUUCCUCAGCUAGGUCAUCCUGGGAUCUCCAUUCUAUUGCGGUUGUCCACCGUCUGGGCACGGUUCCGGUAGGAGAAAUGAGUGUGUUCAUUGCAGUAUCAGCUACUCAUCGUGCUGAUGCCCUAGACGCUUGUAAGUUUUUGAUUGAUGAGUUAAAGGCAUCUGUUCCAAUAUGGAAGAAGGAGGUUUAUUCUAAUGGAGAGGUUUGGAAGGAGAACAAAGAGUUUUUGGAGCGGAGAUUAGAACUUGGCAAGGAUGGCGGCUGCUGCAGAAGGAAGAUUGAGACUGAGGCACAUGAUAAAAAGGAAUGUUGCAAACCCAAGGUCAAGAUGGACGAUAAUGCAGAUUUUUAGCACCAGCUAAGCUAAUUAAAGACAAUAGGGAUGUGAUCACUUUCACGUUUUCAUUUACCUAUUUUGUUUUCAAAAAUAUGUCAGAAGUUUUGUAAUGCUACAUAACCUUGGAACAUAUCUUAUAGAUUGCUUCAAUCUAAA